Molecule: messenger RNA, 617 nt
Organism: Syzygium oleosum
Lineage: Eukaryota; Viridiplantae; Streptophyta; Magnoliopsida; Myrtales; Myrtaceae
Product: auxin-responsive protein SAUR68-like
Exons: 1
Coding region: 98-541 (147 amino acids)
Biological process (GO): response to auxin
Source: RefSeq, a predicted model, not a curated record
AGGCAAUACUUUCCCAUCAACCAGAAGAAAAACAAAAGUAUUCCAACUUUUACAAGAAAAAUUUUCUUUCUUUCCAGAUUGUUUGAAUUGAGUGAGAAUGAUAAGCACCAAGAAGCUGAUCCAAAUGGCAAGGAAGUGGCAAAAGGCGGCUGCAGCCGGAAGAAAAAGAAUUUCACUACGUAGAACAAAUAGCGGUGCCACUUCGGGAAACAAAAGCAAAUCAUCAUGCGCUCAAAAGGGUCACUUUGUGGUUUACACCUCGGACAACAGACGUUUUGUGAUCUCUCUAUCAUAUCUCGGCAACGGCAUCAUUAGAGAGCUCUUCAAGAUGUCCGAAGAAGAGUUUGGAAUUCCCAACAGUGGACCUAUCAGGCUUCCAAUUGAUGCAUCAUCUAUGGAAUACAUAAUCUCAUUGAUCGGCAGUGGCUUAGCUAAAGACCUGGAGAAUGCUCUGCUUAUGUCCAUUACGAGCUGCAGCAGCUCAUGUAUAGCUUUAGAUAAGAGAUUUUCAUGUCCACAACUUUAUGUUUGCAGCUGCUGAAUGUAGUAGCAUGCCAUAAUUAUGUGAAAAAUAGAAAUUAUUUCAACACAUGAAAAUUGUUCUUUUGUUUAUUCUC